GCAGAUGACAGUUCGAGGCGGUGCUUUCAGGCUAUGCUUUAUUGCUCGGGAGGGGGACAUUACUGAGUCGGGCGUGGGAGUCAGGCAAUCUUUCCUAUUCUAUCUGGAUAAAUGAAAGCUGACAACUAGACCACUUUAUUGCAGCGUCCAUCACAGACUGUCUCGGGCAUCUUGCUGCGUCUAAAACUUUGAAUUGUGCCCCCUCGCCGAGGAGCACUCCAACCCGCUCGAAGAAGAACGACGGCCGGACAACGCUCAUCAUCGCGAAAUAUAGGCCGUUGCUGACCUGUUUGCAUGGUGUGAUGAUCUGAAGCGCCUUUUCUAAACAAAGCCCUUGCCUUACGCAGGCAGCAUGUCCGCCCCCACAGACCCAGAGGUGAAGGAGCUGAACCCAGUCGACUUCAUCCAGCUACAGCAGUACAUUGACUACUGCACGCUGAAGGUUAAAGAUGUGCUGAGGGAAUUUGAUGCAGAUGGCAGGCUGGCCCAGCACAGACAUGGAGAGUGUAUCAAUGAGGAGGGCUUCCGUCUCUUCCUGAAGACCUAUCUGGAGGUGGAGGACUUCCCUAAGGAUCUCUGCCAGCGCCUCUUUCGAUCCUUCCAGAGCGGAACUGAACCUGACGGGCAGGACAAUGCUAAAGAGGUAUUUUUGAAGGACGUUUCAUGUUACUUCUCCCUGUUGGAGGAUGGCCAGCCCAGAGACAAGCUGGAGUUUGCUUUCAAACUGUACGACAGAGAUGGCAAUGGCGUCCUUGACAGCUCCGAGGUGGACCGGAUCAUUGCUCAGAUGAUGCACGCUGCAGAUUACCUUGGUUGGGAUGUGUCUGAGCUGAGACCAGUGCUAAAGGACAUGAUGACGGCCAUCGACGCAGACAGCAGUGGCACGGUCUCUCUGGAUGAGUGGGUGGAGGGAGGAAUGAACAACGUCCCCCUGCUGGUGUUACUGGGUCUGAAGAUGACUCAGAAGGAUGGGCAGCACCUAUGGAGGAUGAAGCAUUUCAACAAGCCUGUCUACUGCAACGUUUGUCAGAGCAUGCUGCUAGGACUAAGGAAACAGGGGCUUUGCUGCACCUGCUGUAAAUACACGGUCCAUGGACGGUGUGCCAACAUAAACCCAGCUCCCUGUACCAGGACCUAUGUCAAAUCUAAGAAAGACACAGGGGUUCCAACCCAUGACUGGGUCAGUGGGAACUGUGACUCUGGGAAGUGUGACAAGUGUCAGAAGAAGAUCAAGAGUUAUCACGGGCUGACGGGAAAACACUGUGUCUGGUGUCACUCCAUGCGCCAUGAUGACUGUGCCUCCCAGGAGCCCUCCGACUGUAACUGUGGACCUCUCAGAGACCAUAUCCUCCCCCCCUGGGCUAUCUACCCUGUUAUAAAGGAGAGGUCAAACAGCAUAAAGAACGGCUCCUCAAGCUCAGCCGACGACAGUGACCACAACACCACUCCUGAUGGACAGGUGCUUCAGAUUAAUCCGGUACCAGACACUCAUCCUCUUCUAGUGUUUGUGAACCCUAAAAGUGGAGGCAAGCAGGGAGAAAGAGUUCUGCGCAAAUUUCAGUAUUUGCUGAAUCCACGGCAGGUGUACAACCUCUCCAAUGGUGGACCUGGACCGGGGCUGUGCUUCUUCAGAUCUCUGAAGGAUUACAGGAUCUUGGUUUGCGGAGGGGACGGCACUGUGGGCUGGAUACUUGAUGCCAUAGACAAAGCCAAUCUUCAAGUGCGGCCACCAGUGGCUGUGUUACCCCUGGGCACAGGAAAUGACCUCGCACGUUGUCUUAGAUGGGGAGGAGGUUAUGAUGGGACAGAUCUGUGUCGUAUCCUGAAGGAGAUUGAGGUCAGCACCCCGGUGCUGAUGGACCGCUGGAAUGUAGAGGUGAUCCUAGAGGACCCCCAGGAGACAGGAGACCCUGUGCCUUAUGAGAUCAUCAACAACUACUUCUCCAUCGGCGUGGACGCCUCUAUUGCCCACCGUUUUCAUACGAUGAGAGAGAAACACCCCCAGAAAUUCAACAGCAGAAUGAAGAACAAGUUGUGGUACUUUGAGUUUGCCACCUCAGAGACCAUCUCUGCUUCGUGCAAGAAACUGAAUGAAUGUCUUACAAUUGAGUGCUGCGGCACCCCAUUAGACCUGAGUGGCCGUUCUAUGGAGGGGAUCGCUGUCCUCAACAUUCCCAGCAUGCACGGUGGAUCCAACCUGUGGGGAGAAGCCAAGAAGAGUGAAUGCAAGUGCUUGAUGAAUCCUCAGGAAAUGCCUGUGGUUAUUGUUGACCCUGAAGUCUUGAAAGUCAGUGGACAAGACGUCAGUGACCGGCGUUUGGAGGUGGUUGGCCUCGAAGGGGCCAUGGAGAUGGGACAGAUAUAUACAGGACUUAAGAGCGCUAUACGACUAGCAAAAACCUCCCAGAUCACAAUCAGGACGAAGAAACCUUUACCGAUGCAGAUAGACGGAGAGCCCUGGAUGCAGCCACCCUGUACGAUUCACAUCACACACAAGAACCAGGCCAGUAUGCUGAUGGCUCCCCAGGGCCGGUCCAGCUUCUUCAGCUCAAAGUAGUAGCCUGCUCUCCUGGCUUCAAGCUGUAACAUGGCUGGCCUGUAUACACUUGCUUAUUAUUGUACAUUUUGUUAAAGGCCCAGUACAGUCAAAUGUGAUUUUCCUGUGUUUUAUAUAUAUUUCCUCUCUGAGGUUAGAGUAAUAUUGUGCAAAUUAUUAUAAUGUCCUUUUAGUGCAAGAGCUGUUUGAAGAGACUGCCUAACAUUUCUGCCUGUUUUGCUGUGAAGGAGUUUUGGCCAUGGUAGUAAGUUAGCGAAUAGACUGAUAAGAAAUAGUUCCAAACCUCUCUGUCAGUGUCAACAGAUGUGGUAAAGAGGUCAAUGGAAGUUGACCAAAACAAGGAAAAUGCCAUGGAAAUGGGGUGGAGUGGGGUGGAGAUCCUGAAAAAUUUGCCUACAUUUGCAUUUAUGCUAUUGUUUGUGUAUUUCACACUAUGUUGAGGUAGAAAUAGGAGUAUAAUGCUUGUAUGGAUGUCAACCCCAAUACAUGUGAAAUCAAAUCAUCUUCACCAAUCAAGUCCUCAAUCAACUUCAAUAUAGUUGAAAACAGCUUUGAUUACCACCACUGAUUUCUGUGUGCUUCCAGCUUAUACCAACCGGAGUUAGCAUUUAGCAGUCACUUCUUCUAAACCUGAAAAGGGACAACUUAUUGAUGUUAUGCAGCUAAAACAGCCAAACAUAUCCAAAUCAGACUUCAGUAACUUCAGUUGUGGGUCGGGCUGGGCGAGUUCCAUGCUUCCUCUGGAAGCAACGUCAGCAGAAGAACUGUUUCAUUGGGAGGUUCAUGAAAUGGGUUUCCAUGGGCGAGCAGCCUAAGAUCAAAAUGCGCAAAGCCAAGCGUCGGCCGGAGUGGUGUAAAGCUCGCCACCAUUGGAGCAGUGGAAAUGCAUUCUCUGAAGUGAUGAAUCACACUUCACCAUCUGGCAGUCCGACGGACUAAUCUGGGUUUGGCAGAUGCCAGGAGAACUCUAGCUGCCGAAUGCAUAGUGCUAACUGUAAAGUUUGGUGGACGAGGAAUAAUGGUCUGGGGCUGUUUUUCAUAGUUCGUGCUAGGCCCCUUAGUUCCAGUGAAGGGAAAUCUUAAUACUACAGCAUACAACAUUCUAGACGACUCUGUGCUUCAAACUUUGUGGCAACAGUUUGGGAAAAGCCUUUUCCUGUUUCAGCAUGACAAUGCCUCCGUGCACAAAGCGAGGUCCAUACACAAAUGGUUUGUUGAGAUCGGUGUGGAAGAACUUCACUGGCCUGCACAGAGAGGCCUUACCUCAACCCCAACGAACACCUUUGGAAUGAAUUGGAAUGUCGACUGCGAGCCAGGCUUAAUCACCCAACCUCUCUAAUGCUCUUGUGGCUGAAUGGAAGCAAGUACCCACAGCAAUGUUCCAACAUAAUAAAACAUAAUAAUUCGAUAUAUCACCCAGCCCAAAUUGUGGGCCUGUUAAAAUGCAUCAAUCGUGACGGAUUUGACGAAUAUCUACUUUGUUAGAUCAGAUUUGUUGGUUGUCCACCAAUCCGGCAUCCUCCUAUCCCCCGUGGUCUGCAUUCCGUUGACCUCUUUAUCGCAUCUAUAACAGCUCAUUGUCAGUUUUCCCCUCCCCACUCAGACCACUCCCAGACAGUCCUAGCAAAAUUCUUGCUUGAGGAAUUGCCCUUUGCUUAGAAUUUAUUUUUGACCAUUUUAAAUGAAAACAGCCACCGUAAGGUAUUUAAUUGCUACGUAGAAAUGAUUUGAUAUUGAGGUAAAAACGGUUACAUUGGACCUUUUUAAAUGACUGAAGCAACAUGGUUUGUCAAACAGUUGGUAUGUGCAUGUUUUAGAGAGAUGUUGACCAACAUUUUCAGAAAGUUCAGUAGGUAUGUUUUUGUUCUGCCACAAUGCAAGUCUAUAUUAUGAAAGCCUUACAAACUACAGCUGUAGAUUAACUUGAUGUCCACAGUUAUAUAUUUAAGCUAAGAACUUAGUGUGCCUUUUGUCAUAAUUUAGCCAAAUUCAUCUAAUGCGUUUAUCAAGGAGUGAAAAACUGUGCUAUGAUUCUGCUUGAAAACUUUGAGUGAAAUGUUUAUUUAGCAAGGUUUUUAUUGUAACUGCAUUUUCUAAUUUGUUAUUCUAUUUUAGUAGGAUCAUUUUAAAUGUGUGUAUGUACAGUACCAGUCAAAAGUUUGGACAGUUUGCGUGUGUCUCAUUCAAGGGUUUUUCUUUUAUUUUUACUAUUUUCUACAUUGUACAAUAAUAAUAAU
Oncorhynchus tshawytscha (Chinook salmon) is the source of this 4794-nucleotide messenger RNA. RefSeq names its product diacylglycerol kinase alpha. The record is from RefSeq and is a predicted model, not a curated record. Gene Ontology annotation, biological process: diacylglycerol metabolic process; intracellular signal transduction; lipid phosphorylation. Gene Ontology annotation, cellular component: plasma membrane. Lineage: Eukaryota; Metazoa; Chordata; Actinopteri; Salmoniformes; Salmonidae. Gene Ontology annotation, molecular function: calcium ion binding; ATP-dependent diacylglycerol kinase activity. Bases 353 to 2557 code for a protein of 734 amino acids. The transcript has 25 exons.